CGUGGUUCUCAUGUUUACGGGCCGCUUGUUGCCGGAUCAGUAGUUCCCCCGUUGCGAAUGCCUGCAGAUUGAUUAGGGAAAAUCACGAAAAGUCUAUAGACGACCUGCAAUAUGUUCCUGGUCAUCGGCGCCAUCCUGGCCAGCGGCCUCUUCGUGGGCCUGCUGCUCUACCAGCUGAAGUUCAAGCGGCUGAUCAACCUGAUUAGCUACAUGCCGGGUCCUCCGGCGCUGCCACUGGUGGGCCAUGGCCACCACUUCAUCGGCCUGCCGCCGCACGAGAUGGUCCAGAAGAUAUUCGAGUUCAUGGAGAAGUACUCCAAGGACCAGGUGCUCAAGGUCUGGCUGGGGCCGGAGCUGAAUGUCCUGAUGGCCAAUCCCAAGGACGUGGAGGUGGUCCUGGGCACCCUGCGGUUCAAUGACAAGGCCGGCGAGUACAAGGCCCUGGAGCCGUGGCUCAAGGAGGGUCUGCUGGUCAGCCGUGGUCGCAAAUGGCACAAGCGACGCAAGAUCAUCACGCCCGCCUUCCACUUCAAGAUCCUCGAUCAGUUCGUCGAGGUCUUCGAGAAGGGAUCCCGUGAUCUGCUGCGGAACAUGGAAAGGGAUCGUCUGAGGAGCGGAGACGCUGGGUUCAGUCUCUACGAUUGGAUCAAUCUGUGCACUAUGGACACGAUCUGCGAAACCGCCAUGGGUGUGUCCAUCAAUGCCCAAUCGAAUGCCGAUUCCGAGUAUGUUCAGGCGGUAAAAACCAUAUCGAUGGUGCUGCACAAGCGCAUGUUCAACAUCCUCUACCGCUUCGACCUCACCUACAUGCUGACCCCUUUGGCGCGGGCCGAGAAGAAGGCGCUGGAUGUGCUGCACCAGUUCACCGAGAAGAUCAUUGUGCAGCGAAGGGAGGAGAUUAUCCGUGGAGGAAAUGGAGGAGAUCAAGGCAGUACAGGCAGCACCGAGGAUGCCGAUGUGGGCGCCAAGCGGAAGAUGGCCUUCCUGGACAUCCUGCUGCAGUCGACGAUCGACGAGCGGCCGCUGAGCAAUCUGGAUAUCCGCGAGGAGGUCGACACCUUCAUGUUCGAGGGCCACGACACGACCUCCUCGGCGCUGAUGUUCCUGUUCUACAACAUAGCCACGCAUCCGGAGGCGCAGAGGCGGUGCUUCGAGGAGAUCCGAUCGGUAAUGGGCGAGGACAGGAGCACUCCAGUGACCUACGAGCUGCUGAACCGGCUGCACUACGUCGAUCUGUGCGUGAAGGAGACGCUGCGGAUGUAUCCCUCGGUGCCGCUGCUGGGUCGCAAGGUGCUCGAGGAUUGCGAGAUAAAUGGAAAACUGAUACCGGCGGGCACCAAUAUCGGCAUUUCGCCACUUUACCUCGGCAGACGCGAGGAGCUCUUCAGCGAGCCCAAUAGCUUCAAGCCGGAGCGCUUCGAUGUGGUCACCACCGCCGAGAAGCUCAAUCCCUAUGCCUACAUACCCUUCUCGGCCGGACCGCGCAACUGCAUUGGCCAGAAGUUCGCCAUGUUGGAGAUCAAGGCCAUCGCGGCCAAUGUUUUGCGGCACUACGAGGUUGACUUUGUGGGCGAUACCUCCCAGCCGCCCGUCCUCAUUGCCGAGCUCAUUCUGCGCACCAAGGACCCACUGAUGUUCAAGGUGCGGGAGCGAGUCUACUGAACUUGUAAAUAAUAUAAAGUGAAUUUAUUAGAUCAAAAACCCGCCAUUUUUAAAUCCAUUUUUGAAAAUUUUAA
Molecule: messenger RNA, 1736 nt
Organism: Drosophila takahashii
Lineage: Eukaryota; Metazoa; Arthropoda; Insecta; Diptera; Drosophilidae
Gene: Cyp4d1
Product: Cytochrome P450 4d1
Molecular function (GO): monooxygenase activity; oxidoreductase activity, acting on paired donors, with incorporation or reduction of molecular oxygen; heme binding
Source: RefSeq, a predicted model, not a curated record